Molecule: messenger RNA, 375 nt
Organism: Gongylonema pulchrum
Lineage: Eukaryota; Metazoa; Nematoda; Chromadorea; Rhabditida; Gongylonematidae
Source: the annotation of a GenBank genome assembly
AUGUUAGCAUUACUGCUAAUAAAUGCAUUAUUCAAUGCUAUUACAAGAACAGUCUAUGGCGAAAUUGCAACGAUGGGUCGUCAACCGCUGGGCAUCAAUCCAACCCUGUAUGAUUCGAAGGUGGAUCCAAUCAUGCAGCUCGAUGAAAUGACUUUUAACGAUACCGUCUUCUGUAAGCAGUCAACGGCGGAUGAUUGCACUGCAUACGUCGUCGAGUAUUUUCCACGAAAUUCAUCCAGCCCAGAAUAUGGCCUGUCACUGAAACCGAUGCCAACGGUUUCUGAAAUGCGCGGUAUUAUCACCGAAUCAAUUCUGGUCGAUUUUGGAGCAAAUCGAUUCCAGGAUUGGCCCGAUUUUGACUUCUUAGGCAAGUAA